Penicillium chermesinum is the source of this 768-nucleotide messenger RNA. Its product is annotated as putative Phosphoserine phosphatase. Gene Ontology annotation, molecular function: phosphatase activity. Lineage: Eukaryota; Fungi; Ascomycota; Eurotiomycetes; Eurotiales; Aspergillaceae. The record is from RefSeq and is a predicted model, not a curated record. The transcript is spliced from 6 exons. The coding region runs from base 1 to 768 and encodes 255 amino acids.
AUGGGCUCCACUUCGCUACCGUACAUGGCGACCCAGCCUAAGCUCAUUUUCUUUACCGACUUCGACGGCACUAUUACUGUUGAAGACAGCAAUGAUUUCAUGAUCGACAAUCUUGGAUUUGGCGCAGACCGCCGGAAGCAGUUGAACGAAAAGGUUCUUGCUGAGACAUUGGGCUUCCGGGACGCUUUCUUUGAAAUGCUCAACAGUAUCAAGACCCCAUUCGAUGAGUGUAUCAACCAGCUGCUGCAGAACAUGAAGCUGGACCCCUAUUUCCUGGAAUUCUACUACUGGGCGAAGGAGAACAAUGUCCCUAUUGUCAUUCUCUCUGGUGGAAUGCGUCCAGUCAUCCUUGCCCUUCUCGAGAAAUUUCUGGGUCAUAAGCCCGAUAGCCAUCUGAGCAUCGUCUCCAACGAGGUCGUUAGCCGGGACGGCAAGGAUAUCAACAGCGAGGGAGGCUGGAAGAUCAAGUAUCACGAUGAGAGCUCUUUCGGCCACGACAAGUCUCUUGAAAUCAGACCCUAUGCUGCUCUGCCCGAAAACGAGCGCCCCAUUCUCUUGUACGCCGGCGAUGGUGUUUCCGACCUGUCAGCUGCAUCGGAGACCAACUUGCUUUUCGCCAAGCAUGGCAAAGACCUGGUGACUUUCUGUGACCGUCGAGGCAUUCCGUACACCACCUUCAAGGAUUGGUCCAGUAUCUUCGCAACCACUAAGGAUAUCCUUGCGGGCAAGGUGUCUCCUAGCGAAGUUGCCGCCCAAAAGACCGCAUAG